AUGGCCAAGAUUAAGAGGCGCGGAGAGUCCGGCGCGGCCAAGAACUACACCACGCGUAACCAGGCGCUCAAGAAGCUCCAGGUCUCGCUCUCCGACUUCCGUCGUCUGUGUAUCCUCAAGGGCAUCUACCCCCGUGAGCCUCUUCACAAGAAGCGUGCCAACAAGGGCUCGUCCGCCCCGGCCUCGUUCUACUACCACAAGGACAUCCAGUACCUCCUCCACGAGCCUCUUCUGCAAAAGUUCCGUGAGCACAAGGCCUUUGCCAAGAAGCUCGCGCGCGCCGUCGGCCGUCAGGAGUGGGGUCUGGCCAAGAACCUCGAGGACAGCAAGCCCGUCACCCGCCUCGACCACAUUGUCAAGGAGCGCUACCCGACCUUUACCCUCGCUCUCCAGGACCUUGCCGACCCCCUCAACCUCGUCCACCUCUUCUCGACUCUUCCCACCAACCCCAUCCCAGGCAAGACCCUCGUCCCCACCGAGGUCAUUGCCGAGUGUGGUCGCCUGAUCAACGAGUGGAAGGUCUGGGCCAUCCGUACCCACUCGCUCCGCAAGGUGUUCCUCGGCAUCAAGGGUGUCUACUACGAGGCCGAGGUUCCCGGCCACGGCGGCGACCUCAUUAAGGUCCGCUGGCUCGAGGGCUACGAGUUCCAGCAGCACGUCCCCACCGACGUCGACUUCCGUAUCCUGCUCACCUUCCUCGAGCUUUACCGCACCAUGAUCUCGUUUGUCCUCUACAAGCUCUACACCGAGGAGAACCUCGUCUACCCCCCUCCCCUCGACGUAGAGCAGGAUGGCCGUGGUGAGACUGUCGGUGCCUUCCGUCUCGUCGAGAACAAGGCCACCGGUGCCUCUGCCGAGACUGGUGUCUCGAAGAAGGCCGUCAAGCGCGCCAUUGCCGGUAUCGCCGCUUCGGGCGCCGCUACCGUCGAGGACGAGGAGGACGUCGACAUGGAGGACAGCGCCGACGCCGACGAGGACUUUGUCGAGCGCCCAUCCAAGGCUGCCGACGAGGACGUUGCCGGCUCGGCCCCCUUGCCGACGUACACCUCGCUCCUCGCUUCGGGCCCCUCGUCGUCCAAGCAGGCCCUUCUCUUCUCCCCUUACACCUUUUACCUGUCGCGCGAGACCUCGUCGCGCACCUGGGAGUUUGUCAUCCGUGCGCUUGGCGGCAAGGUCGUCACCUCGCUCGCUGCGCCCACUCCCGGCAGCGGCCCUCACGCCGACACCAUCACCCACGUCCUCAUCGACCGUCCCAUGACCGACGAGAGGAGGCGCGAGAUGGAGGCCGGCAGGAAAUGGACCUGGGUCCAGCCCCAGUGGGUCGCCGACUGUGUCAACCAGCGCAAGGUCCUCGGUACCGGCGAGUACGCCCCCGGCCAGCUCCUGCCCCCGCACCUGAGCCCCUGGGACGGCGAGGGUGAGGUCGAGCGCCCGUGGCUCGGCAUCGACGGCGAACCCGCCGUCGUCGAGGAGGAAGAGGACGAGGACGUCGAGGUCGACGCCGAGGUUGCGUCCGAGGACGAGGACGAGGAGGACGAGGACGAGGACAAGGAGAACGCCCCCGAGCCCGCCGCGUUCCCGCCCGCCCUCCUCGCCGCCGCCCAGAAGCCCGCCGACAAGGCGUUGCUGCACGCCGCCGAGCUCGAGGCCGAGGCCAACGGCACGUCGCACACGGCCUUCCGCGCCCAGCUCAAGGAGGCCACCAAGGCCCACGGCAAGGCCGCCACCAAGGCCAAGGCCACUGCCAAGGCCACCGGCAAGGCCGACGAGGACCUGCGCAAGAUCAUGAUGUCCAACAAGAAGGCCAAGCUGUACGAGAAGAUGAAGUACGGAAACGCCGAGCGCCAGGCCGAAAAAGAAAAGCUCGAGUCGCGCAGGAAGGAGAUUGAGAAGAUGGCCCGCAAGGCUGCUCGUUCCGGCAAGAAGUGA
This is a messenger RNA of Apiotrichum porosum, 1929 nucleotides long. RefSeq names its product mRNA-binding ribosome synthesis protein nop7 (gene NOP7). The record is from RefSeq and is a predicted model, not a curated record. Lineage: Eukaryota; Fungi; Basidiomycota; Tremellomycetes; Trichosporonales; Trichosporonaceae. The coding region runs from base 1 to 1929 and encodes 642 amino acids. The transcript is spliced from 2 exons. Gene Ontology annotation, biological process: ribosome biogenesis; maturation of LSU-rRNA from tricistronic rRNA transcript (SSU-rRNA, 5.8S rRNA, LSU-rRNA). Gene Ontology annotation, molecular function: RNA binding. Gene Ontology annotation, cellular component: nucleolus; PeBoW complex.